AUGGCACUUUAUUUAAUCGAUACUUUUUCAACACUUCGCGUCAAGAAUAUUGCUCAAUAUGCAAAAUUUUAUCAAGAUAUUUCAAAAGAGUUUUCUUUAAUUAUCAAACCAGAAAAUGAAGAUUUAGCAACAUUAUUAUCCUAUAAAGGCUUAAAUUUUAAAGAUUUCAAACCUCACAAAAAAGAAGAAGACAUUCUAAAUAUCUAUAAAAAAGAUAGCCUUUUAUAUUUUAUCGCUUGGGAUAAAAUCGAUGAUCUUAAAAGCAAAUUCCCAAACUUGGAUACAAAUGAGAAAUGCGAUGAUUUAACACCUCUUGAGUGCGCAUGCAAAUUUGGAUCAGAGUUAUGUUUCAAAUACUUGAAAGAUAAAGGUGCAAAAUAUACUGAAAAUACUGCAAAAUUUGCUUCUAAAGAUGGAAAUAAAAUAAUUUUCUCACAAAUGCUAAAUGACGGUCAAUCAUUUAAAGGCUUAGUCGACAUUGCAUUGAUUCACCGAAAUUACGAACUUGUGAAUUAUCUUUCAACAAGUUUCGAUCAACAUCCUUCUUCAGAAAUAGCAAAAUUUUUGUAUUAUGGGAAUUUUGAUACUGCAUCAUAUCUAAUUCAAAAUGGAAAUAGUGUGAACAAUAAAUUUAUUCUCUUUCUUUUAAUAUCAAUCAUCGUUUUAUGA
Molecule: messenger RNA, 669 nt
Organism: Trichomonas vaginalis G3
Lineage: Eukaryota; Parabasalia; Trichomonadida; Trichomonadidae
Product: protein ubiquitination
Exons: 1
Coding region: 1-669 (222 amino acids)
Source: RefSeq, a predicted model, not a curated record